UUUCCGUCUCGUGCCAUUCGACCAGUUCUGUUUCAUUUCGUUUUUGGAGAGCACACACAUCUGAAUUUUUGUUGGAAAAAAAAUCUAUAUAGUUUUUAUUCCCAUCGAUUCGAGGAAUCUCUUUUCUGGCGCUAUGGUGGAGAAAAAGAAAUCGCUUCAGCUGCUGCGAAUGGUGCGCUCUUCCCUGAAAAUCAUCUACAACGAUCACUUCUGUUGGACCUUCAUCAAGAGCUAUGGGCUCUUCUCCUUGGCCAUCCCGCUGGCCAAGUACCUUGAUGGCUUCCAAAUAUUGCCCAACGGGGGCAUCUAAUUCUUUGUUCUAAUAUACGUAAAUUACAUGUUGAUUGAACAAGGCAACCAGUCGAACUGU
Drosophila takahashii is the source of this 370-nucleotide messenger RNA. RefSeq lists its product as uncharacterized. The record is from RefSeq and is a predicted model, not a curated record. Lineage: Eukaryota; Metazoa; Arthropoda; Insecta; Diptera; Drosophilidae.